Molecule: messenger RNA, 1347 nt
Organism: Peniophora sp. CBMAI 1063
Lineage: Eukaryota; Fungi; Basidiomycota; Agaricomycetes; Russulales; Peniophoraceae
Source: the annotation of a GenBank genome assembly
AUGUCUGGAAUAGUAGACCAAGCCAAAGCAGCCGUUGAAGCUGUCACGGAAAAGCUGGCGUCCACGUCCGUCGCGCCUGCAACAGACUCGGACGCACCCGCAAUCAAGCCUGCACCUCCAGCAGACGCGCAUGCCCAAGUCGUAACACCCUGGGAUGUUGCUGGCGAGGUGUCGGCCGACGGUUCGCAGCUGGCCAUAGACUACGACAAGCUGAUCGACCAGUUUGGCACACGGCGCAUCGACGCGGCGCUACUUGAGCGUUUCGAGAAGCUGACGGGUCAUAGGCCACACGUAUUCUUGAGGAGAGGGCUGUUCUUCUCCCAUCGGGAGUUCAACAAUAUCCUGGAUCGGUAUGAGCAGGGAAAGCCGUUCUUCCUCUACACUGGGCGUGGGCCGAGUAGUGACAGUAUGCAUCUGGGUCAUCAGAUCCCCUUCGUCUUCACCAAGUGGUUACAGGAUGUCUUCGACGUUCCAUUGGUCAUUCAGUUGACAGACGACGAGAAGUUCCUCUUCAAGCACGAGCUCACGCCCGAGAAAACAUACAAGUUCGCCUUCGAGAACGCGCGGGACAUCAUCGCCGUGGGCUUUGACCCCUCCAAAACCUUCAUCUUCAGCGACUACGACUACGUCGGCGGCGCCUUCUACCGCAACGUUUCCAAGAUCUCGCGUCAGAUCACCAUCAACCAGGCCAAAGCGACCUUCGGCUUCAACGACUCUGACAACAUCGGGAAGAUCCACUUCGCCGCCAUCCAGGCGAGCCCGUCGUUCUCGAACAGCUUCCCGCACAUCUUCGGAGAGAAGAAGGACAUCCCGUGUUUGAUCCCCUGCGCGAUUGAUCAGGACCCGUACUUCCGCUUGACGAGGGACGUGGCGGUCAAGUUGAAGUAUCCUAAGCCGGCGUUGAUCCACUCGAAGUUCUUCCCGGCGUUACAGGGCCCGCAGACGAAGAUGAGCGCGAGCGAUGUGAACAGCAGCAUCUUCAUGUCCGACACUGCGAAUCAGAUCAAGAACAAGAUCAACAAGCAUGGGUUCAGCGGUGGACGUGAGACGGAGGAGGAGCAUAGGAAGUUGGGAGGCAAUCCGGAUGUGGAUGUCGCGUAUCAGUAUCUCAGCUUCUUCAUGGACGACGAUGAAGAACUUGCCAACAUCGCAACGGAGUACCGCGCGGGUCGUCUGUUGACGGGUCAGCUCAAGGCGAAGUGCAUCGCCGCAUUGCAACAGUUCGUCAAGGACUUCCAAGAGCGCAAGGCGAAAGUUACGGACGACAAAGUCCGCGAGUUCAUGAGCGUCCGGAAGAUCGAGCCCACAUACGGUAGGUCGGCGCAAGCGCCCGCACCGGCCGCAUAA